AAAAAAAAAAAAGGGCCGAGACAACAGCUGGCUGUCAGCAGCGGAGCAGAGAGAGGAGCCGAGCGAGCAGCGAGCCGCAAGCCAGGAUGAGGGGAGAGAUGACGUGAAAGUUUGAGAAGACGGGAAGAAAAACAAGAGGGGAAGAACUCGCGGUCGGAAGCAGAAGUCCCAAAGCAGAGAGCAUUUGGAAGCAGAAGAAAGUGCAGUCAAGCAGGAAAACAUUUGCUUCCUCACGUUGGAGACUGCACCACCACCAUCAAACUUUGUCCCUGAUGUAAUUGAGACCAAGAGCCAAGAACAGAAAACACAAAUCAUUUCACCUCUGCCUCCUCCACCAUCUCUUGGAAUGGAAACAAAAUUGAAAAUCUGCUGACACAGAAUUCUGCAGCACUAAGGAUAAAGCAGUGAUUUCUGGAGCAGGUCACUUGGGCAUAAAGCCUGGAGAGGUUGUGACACAAUGUCUUCUGAAGGUUUUCUAAAGGAAGUUCAAGCCAUUGGUGAGAAGUUUCUCCUUAAGCUUCAGAAACUGCCCAAGGCUGAGCCAGUGGAGAUCAUCAGCUUUUCUGUGGUUCUUCUGUUUAUUGUUACAGUGUUGGUGCUCAUGAUCAUUGCCUGCAGUUGCUGCUGCUACAGCUGCUGUGGCUGUGAUGGACACCCUGACUCCAGACACAGGAAGAGCCAAGUCCGCCCAGCUGCCCAUUCAUGAGGUGACACAACCUGC
Molecule: messenger RNA, 721 nt
Organism: Poecile atricapillus (Black-capped chickadee)
Lineage: Eukaryota; Metazoa; Chordata; Aves; Passeriformes; Paridae
Gene: SMIM5
Product: small integral membrane protein 5
Exons: 5
Coding region: 458-706 (82 amino acids)
Source: RefSeq, a predicted model, not a curated record